Molecule: messenger RNA, 288 nt
Organism: Caenorhabditis remanei
Lineage: Eukaryota; Metazoa; Nematoda; Chromadorea; Rhabditida; Rhabditidae
Exons: 1
Coding region: 1-288 (95 amino acids)
Source: RefSeq, a predicted model, not a curated record
AUGGUUUCACCAAUCAGUUCACAAGUAUUUGGUACGAUCGAACUUCAAGUCGAACUCAUUAACAAGAUCUUCGCUCUUCAAAUGAAACGAAAAGAUGUCAUGCAUAUCCUUCACAGCCAAUGCGCCUCUCAUCACAUUCUUCUUAUCCUCGGCACUGCAUUCCGUGUUUUCGAGAACCUCUUCAGUACAACUCAGAAUUUCCUUGUUGAAAUCAUAGCCAGCUGGAAACUUGUAAUCCUUGGGAUGAAUGCAGUUACGAAGUGGCACAGCUUGAUCAGCCUGCAAUAG